Molecule: messenger RNA, 858 nt
Organism: Brettanomyces bruxellensis
Lineage: Eukaryota; Fungi; Ascomycota; Pichiomycetes; Pichiales; Pichiaceae
Exons: 1
Coding region: 1-858 (285 amino acids)
Source: RefSeq, a predicted model, not a curated record
AUGGAUUCAAAAAUCGCUAGUAUUGAGAAGGAUCACAAGAAAUAUGACUCUGCACUUGAGAAAUCGUUCAAGUUGUCACAUGAUGCUUUAACGUUAUUGCAGGAUAUUAAAAAGGACCCACAGUUAGACGAAAGCAAAAUCAAUAAAAUAGAUAGCUUGCACAAAAAACUGGUGUUGGAUAACAUAUCUUUAAUAAGGAAUAAGAAUGAGAUGAAACUAAAAGUUGCGGAUAUAAAUGAACGUCUAGUUUCGGAGAAAAUCGAUAAAAAUGAUAAGCAAUACAAUAAUACAAAAUUGGCCGCUCUUCAAAGAGCAUCGACAACCAAUGACUCGUUAGCAGUGAGAUUAAGCAAUAUCUUCCACGAAAUUCCAGAGCUGUCUGGGCCCCAGCUUGAAUUAUUUCUUAGAGAUGUUAAAGACCCUGAUGAUCAACAACUAUUAAAAAGACUAUUCAAAGGUUCUCCAGCUAAGAGUGAUCUUGCUAAAAAUUCUCCCGAUGAGGUUGUUAUCAGUGAAUCCGAUGUGCAGAAAGGUAAAGAGCUAUUCGAUACCGUGUCAAAGCAAAAGUCUAAGCUCGUUUUGCUAAAUGAAAGAUAUUAUAACAAAAAGAUCAGAGAAUUAGAAAAAUCCAUAAGUUACUGGGAUGAGCAGUAUAAACAGGUUACUGACUUCAUAGGAGGCAGCAUGGUACAGAUAAAGCAUAAAAUAGAUGAAACGCAGAAACGUUUAGAUGCUGAGAGUGGAAGUGUUGGACAAAGUUAUAAUAAGCUUGCCGGGACUAAAUCGCAAGUAAAGGCAGACAGUUCGAAGAAUGAGGAUGUCGAAAUGAAGGAUAUUGGUGAAAAUUCGGGCAAUUAG